Molecule: messenger RNA, 5172 nt
Organism: Vitis riparia (riverbank grape)
Lineage: Eukaryota; Viridiplantae; Streptophyta; Magnoliopsida; Vitales; Vitaceae
Product: putative disease resistance protein RGA3
Exons: 3
Coding region: 1521-4859 (1112 amino acids)
Biological process (GO): defense response to other organism
Molecular function (GO): ADP binding
Source: RefSeq, a predicted model, not a curated record
UUUAUGAGAAUACUAGUCUAAUAUCUUCCACUGCAGUCGGCAUAGCUAAACUAUUUUAGAGAAAUUUUAUGCUAAUCAAUGUUAAUCUCUAGUAUGAUGUACAUGCACACAUCCAUUCAUGUAACUACAUGCAUAUUGUACAGUGCCAUUAAACAUUCUAUCUGACAGUCUUCCUUCUUCCUGGUGAUUUAUGAAUAAGAUUGUAAUUUUCUUUCCGUUCAGCUUGAAUCAAUCAACACUACAAAAGGUUGCUUUUGAUAUAUGAAUGCCAGAUAAAAAGAUCAUGAGCUUGUUGAAGUAACUACUGAUAAAGCUUGACAGACCACUGAUCAUUAACUCAAUUGAAACUUGUUCCAUUAGCUUCGCGUGGAAAAUGUUACGACUUAAAUAACUCACAAGCCAUGAAGAGCUCCAGUUGAACUACGCUGAGCAGUGUUUCUUUAGCUUUCUUCUUAGUGAGCCUAUUUCUUCUUAUGAUAAAAUUUUAAGUAUGCAUCCUGUGUUUGGAUGCAGUUGCAAGCUCUUGCCAAACUAUCUAACUGGUUGUUUUUUUCUCUCUCUCUAGGAUUGUUCUGUAUACCUUUUUGCCUCUAAAAUUUCUUCAUUAGGCAUAUAAUGCUUUUUUCUUUUUUUUGAUAAUUUUGUGUCUUAAUUGACAGUAGUUUAGGCCAUUGACUCGUCUCCUUGUGGAUCUUUGUUUUUUUUUUUUUUUUUUUUUUUUUUGGCAUUAUCCACAAGUAAGUUAAAAUUUUUCCUAAGAGUUGAGGAUCCUCUAAUUGCUUGCUGACCUCUUGCUUGUGUUUAUUAACUUGUCUAAUGAGAUUUUAAGAUUUGAAGGAUUUAUCAUUCUUCUACUGGUUCAUGGAUUUUCCUUUUUCUUUCUGGAGGCUCAAUUCAAAGACAAUGCUACCUGAAAUUGGAUUUUCUGGUUCCAUAUCAUGGUUUUGACCUUGAGUUUGUUUUCCACUUUUAUUUGAUCCAUUCUAGUCCUGAUCAAUGAUAUUCAAGCAGAAGUAACCAGGAUGGUGUUCGAGUCAUACAUCGUCAGUAAUUGAAUUAUUCUGACUAUUGGGUAGACGCGUUUUUGCCCUGAACCUGAAGCUUUGGAAGACCAUGGCGUGUGAAUUAGAUGCAGCAUUAUUAAAUUCCUGGUUGUGAGUUUGCUGAGAAAUUGUUUGGAACGAUUUCUAUUUGAGUUGUCAUAGUCACUCAUAUGGGAAAGCAUUUUCAUGGGACUUUACUGGAAAUCACUGAGGAAAUCUACUGGUGUACCUCCCCAUUUUUCUUCAUGCGAACACUUUCCUGGAAAGAGAGAUUUUAAGGAUCUUUCAGUAGGAAAUCAUCUGCAUAGAUUGACCUGGCCGGCCAGCUCUUCGUAUGUGGUUACAAAUGAGACAGGUCAUCUGGGUCCCAUAAUUUAAUUAUUUCUAACUGCUAAAUAAGAAAACUUGGCCUACACAAGACCUUUCUGUACAAUUGAACCAGAGUUUCCCUUUUGGUUUCUCUUCCUGUAAGCAGCCAUGGCCGAAGCAGUUCUAUCUGCACUUAUGGAAGUAAUAUUCGAAAAGAUGUCUUCGCAAAUCCUGGAGCACAGAAUGCUGGGAGGCACGGAGAAGGAGAUGAGCCAGCUUCAGAGCAUAUUAUUGACGAUUCAAGAUGUGCUUGAAGAGGCAGAAGACCAACAAUUAAGGAAUAAGAUGGUGAAAAAUUGGUUGAUGAAGCUUAAGGAUGCCGCUUAUGAUGCAGAUGACUUGCUGGACGAGUACAUGAUGGAAGCUCUUGAGUAUGAAGUAGGGGCUGAUGAUAACACGAAGCUCAAGGAUUGCAUGAUUAACAUGGUAUGCAACUUCUUUUCACAGUCAAAUCCGUUCAUCUUACAUUACAAAAUGAAAUGUAGGUUAAAGCAGAUAGGGGAGAGGUUAAAUUCAAUUGCAAAUGAGAGGUCCAAAUUUCAUUUGAAAAAUUCAAAUGUUAAUCAGACCUAUCAGUCAUCUGGGAGACUGCAGUCAGAUUCUUACUUGCUUGAAUCUGAUGUUUUUGGAAGAGACAAAGAUAGAGAGGAAAUAAUUAAGCUACUGACAGAUAAUAGCCAUGGGGAUGUUUCAGUCAUUCCAAUAGUUGGUAUAGGAGGGCUAGGGAAGACAACUCUCGCAAAACUGGCCUACAACGACAAACGGGCAGACAAGCAUUUCCAGCAAAGAAUCUGGGUUUGUGUCUCUGAAGAUUUUGAUGUGAAGCGGAUUAUGAAAGCAAUUUUGGAAUCUGCCACUGGGAAUACAUGUCAUCUUCAAGAGAUGGAAGUGAUUCAGCAGCGCAUUCGAGAACUGGUCAUGGGGAAGAGGUUCUUACUAGUUUUGGAUGAUGUAUGGAGCGAUGAUCAUGAAAAAUGGGAGAGAUUGAAGAAUUCAGUGAGACAUGGUUCUGAAGGUAGCAAAAUCUUGGUUACAACCCGUAGUGAAAAGGUUGCACUGAUAAUGGGUACCAUUGCCCCUUACUAUUUAAAGGGCUUGCCAGAAGAUGAUUGUUGGUCUUUGUUUGAGCAGCGAGCUUUCAAGCUUGGGGUACCAAAAGAAGCUUCAAUAGUUGCAAUCGGAAACGAUAUUGUGAAGAAAUGCAGGGGUGUACCUCUUGCAGCAAAGACUCUUGGAAGCUUGAUGUGCUUCAAAAGAGAGAAAAGUGAGUGGGUAGAUGUAAAAGAUAGUGAAAUAUGGAACCUACUUGGAGGAGAAAAUGGAAUUCUACAAGUAUUGAGACUCAGUUAUGAUGAUCUACCAUCACAUCUGAAACAAUGCUUUGCAUACUGCUCCAUUUUUCCCAAGGACUACUGCAUAGAGAAGGAGAACUUGGUCCAGCUGUGGAUGGCUGAAGGAUUCCUUCCAUCAUCUGGAAGAAAGGCACCAGAAGAAGUUGGGAACGAGUACUUCAAUGAGUUACUAUGGAGGUCUUUCUUUGAGAAUGUCACCAAGGACAGUGAUGGGAACAUAGUAAAAUGUGGAAUGCAUCAUCUUUUUCAUGAUCUUGCAAGAUCUGUUUCAGGUUCAGAUUGCUCAGCAGUAGAGGUUGGUAGGCAAGUAAGAAUUCCUGCAGCCACACGGCACAUAUCAAUGGUCUGUAAAGAGAGGGAAUUUGUAAUUCCAAAGUCCUUACUGAAUGCUGGGAAAGUCCGCUCUUUCCUUCUAUUAGUUGGGUGGCAAAAGAUUCCCAAAGUAUCUCAUAAUUUCAUCUCAAGUUUCAAAUCCUUGCGUGCUUUAGACAUAAGCAGCACACGGGCUAAGAAGCUAUCUAAGUCAAUUGGGGCAUUGAAACAUUUAAGGUACCUCAAUCUCUCAGAUGCUCGCAUCAAAAAGUUACCAAGCUCUAUUUGUGGUCUUUUGUAUCUGCAGACAUUGAUACUCAAGCAUUGUGACCUUCUGGAGAUGCUACCGAAAGAUUUGAGAAAGUUGAUCUUCCUCAGACAUCUAAAUAUUUAUGCAUGUAGAUCAUUGGUCAAGCUUCCAAAUGGGAUUGGAAAACUCAGCUCCCUUCAAACAUUACCAAUUUUCAUAGUUGGUAGGGGAACUGCUUCUAGUAUUACUGAGUUGCAGGGCCUGGACCUGCAUGGAGAAUUAAUGAUUAAGAACCUUGAAAAUGUGAUGAAUAAAAGAUGUGCCAGAGCUGCAAAUCUGAAGGAGAAGAGAAACCUUCGUUCACUGAAACUUUUAUGGGAGCAUGUAGAUGAAGCGAAUGUAAGAGAACAUGUUGAGCUUGUCAUUGAAGGCCUCCAACCAAGCUCUGAUUUAAAGAAGCUGCACAUUGAGAAUUAUAUGGGUGCAAAUUUCCCAUGUUGGCUGAUGAAUUCAUCUCUCUCAAACCUCACUGAACUCUCACUAAUCAGAUGUCAAAGGUGUGUCCAACUUCCUCCGUUAGAGAAGCUAAGUGUUCUUGAGGUUCUCUCAAUAGAUGGAAUGGAUGCCACAAGGUACAUCUCUGGUGACUCCUGCACAAAUGACGGGGUUGUUGAUUAUGCAUCAUUGAAACACCUCACACUCAAAAAUAUGCCAUCUUUAUUGGGGUGGUCAGAAAUGGAAGAAAGAUAUCUGUUUUCCAACCUGAGGAAAUUGACAAUUGUUGAUUGCCCAAAUAUGACGGACUUCCCAAAUCUUCCAUCUCUGGAAUCUCUGGAGCUGAAUGAUUGCAACAUCCAGUUAUUAAGGAUGGCAAUGGUGAGCACUUCUCUUUCCAACUUCAUCAUCAGUGGCUUUUUUGAGCUAGUAGCUUUACCUGUUGGAUUGCUAAGAAAUAAAAUGCAUCUUUUGUCUCUUGAAAUCAAAGACUGUCCAAAGCUCAGAUCUCUCUCAGGUGAGCUUGAAGGUCUUUGUUCCCUUCAAAAAUUGACAAUUAGUAAUUGUGACAAGCUAGAAUCUUUUCUGGAGUCUGGAAGCCUCAAGUCUCUAAUAUCUUUGUCAAUACAUGGGUGCCACAGUCUAGAAUCUCUGCCAGAAGCAGGGAUUGGAGAUCUCAAGUCCCUUCAAAAUCUUUCACUCUCAAAUUGUGAGAAUCUAAUGGGCUUGCCAGAGACUAUGCAGCACCUUACAGGCCUCCAGAUUCUAUCUAUUUCAAGUUGUUCCAAAUUGGAUACCCUUCCUGAGUGGCUGGGAAACCUUGUUUCACUCCAAGAGCUGGAGCUUUGGUAUUGCGAAAAUCUACUGCAUCUGCCAGAUUCAAUGGUGAGACUCACAUCCCUUCAAUUUCUAUCUAUAUGGGGCUGUCCUCACUUGGAAAUAGGAUGCAUCAAGGAGGAAGGGAACGAUUGGCGCAAGAUACAACAUGUUCCAUAUAUCAAGAUUAAUGGCCCUUAUAUUCAAGCUGCUGGAGUGUAGUGUAUCAAUAUCGUGGCAAGGAUAAAUUGGGGAUUAGGCAGCAUUGUUAGUUUCCAGAAUUGGUUAGGAAGCCAUGAAGGAAGAUAGCUGGCUCUUCGAACAAGCCGGUCAGUUGAACUAUAGGAUUGAAGAAGCAUACUUGUAUAAUUAUAUAGAGAUACGACUAUCAAAUCUGUUCUUUAAGGUCUUGGCAGAGGGUUCAUAGGGGUUUAUGGGAUUGGACUUAAGAUUGUGUUUUUGUUUGUACUGAUUUAUUCGCUUGUAAUAAAGAUCUUUCCAAGCUUAUAUGUUCACCUCUAGUGAUUACUUUUCC